GUUGAAGGCCCCGUCGACAAUCAACCACCAACCACCACACCACCGCCGUCAUGCCUCACUCCUACGGUCUCCGCGCCGGCACUCGGUAUGCCUUCAGCCGUGGCUUCAAGGAGCACGGUAUGAUCCGUCUCUCCACCUACCUGAAGACCUACCGUGUUGGUGACAUUGUCGACAUCAAGGUUAACGGUGCCGUCCAGAAGGGUAUGCCCCACAAGGUCUACCACGGUAAGACUGGUGUCGUCUACAACGUCACCAAGUCCUCGGUCGGUGUUAUCCUCUACAAGCGUGUCGACAACCGCUACCUCGAGAAGCGCAUCAGCGUCCGCAUCGAGCACGUCCAGCACUCCCGCUCCCGUGAGGACUUCAUCAAGCGUGUCAAGGAGAACGCCCUCAAGAAGCGUGAGGCCAAGGAGAAGGGUAUCCACGUUCACCUGAAGCGCCAGGCUGUUGGUCCCCGUGAGGCCCACAUGGUCGAGCAGGGCGCCAACGUCCCCGAGACCGUUGUCCCCAUCGCCUACGACACCCACAUUUAA
Messenger RNA from Penicillium nucicola, 533 nucleotides. RefSeq names its product 60S ribosomal protein eL21. Gene Ontology annotation, cellular component: cytosolic large ribosomal subunit; ribosome. The record is from RefSeq and is a predicted model, not a curated record. The transcript has 4 exons. Bases 51 to 533 code for a protein of 160 amino acids. Lineage: Eukaryota; Fungi; Ascomycota; Eurotiomycetes; Eurotiales; Aspergillaceae. Gene Ontology annotation, biological process: translation. Gene Ontology annotation, molecular function: structural constituent of ribosome.